This is a messenger RNA of Microthlaspi erraticum, 1512 nucleotides long. The record is from the annotation of a GenBank genome assembly. Lineage: Eukaryota; Viridiplantae; Streptophyta; Magnoliopsida; Brassicales; Brassicaceae.
AUGACUCGGAUUUUGGUUCAACGAGGUUCAGCAGGCAGUUCUUCUAACCCGAACCGCGCUUCUUCCUCUUCCUCGUCGUCUGGCUCAUCUUCUUCCUCAGAGCCACAGAUAAGCAGUAAUGUUCAGGUUCCACCAGUGAGUAUAGAUGAAGAAGUUGCGGAUGAAAAGCAAGAAGAGGUUAUUGUAGUUGAGCAAGCAGAGUCUUCUGAUGCUAAGAAUGUGGCAGUGCAGAGUGAUGAACCACCUGUGGAUAGAGAAGAUGAUGAAGCUUUAGUUGUUACGGAAAAUGCUGACGUUGAAAGUGAAAGUGUAGUCUGUGAUUCUCCAGUCAGUGGCUGUGAUGAUCCUGAUUCACCACCUUUACCUGUUCAACCACCAAAGCCUUCUUCGAAUGUUAAUAAAAGAUCGGUCUUGGGAAGCUUUGGCGCUUUACGGAUUGGAGCAACGAGGAGAGGGGCUGGGCCAAGAUCUCUCGUUUCCGCAACUGAAUCUCAUCCUUCUUCUCCAAGAUCACACAUUGAGAACGAAGGCUAUAACAGUUCCGAUGAGCAUAUGCCAUCCUUUGGACCCUCACAUCCCGGCUCUGGCUCGGAAAGAGAACACCAGUUUGAAACCGAGAUUAGACAAUCAAAAGGCUUUGUGAUUAGGCGUAUGUUGGAAGAUGGAAAUUGUCUUUUUCGGGCUGUUGCAGAUCAAGUGUAUGGGGACUCAGAGUCAUAUGACUUGACUAGGCAAAUGUGCAUGGAUUAUAUGGAGCACGAGAGGGAUCACUUUUCUCAGUUCAUAACGGAAGGAUUUACCUCUUACUUGAAGAGGAAAAGAAGAGAUAAGGUCUACGGAAACAACGUGGAGAUCCAAGCUUUAGCAGAAAUCUAUAAUAGGCCCAUCCACAUUUACUCAUAUAGCACAGAGCCUAUCAACAUAUUUCAAGGAAACUACAACACGGAUACACCUCCUAUAAGGCUGAGUUAUCACCACGGGAAUCAUUACAAUUCUUUGGUGGAUCCACACCGGUUAACAAUUGGUGCAGGCCUUGGAUUUAGUAGCCUUAGUGGGAGACACGUGGAUGGGGAGCAGGUGAAAGCUGCUAUAAAGGCUCAGCAAGAACAUCAGAUUGAUAAUGCGCUCUUAGCAGAAGGGAGAUAUUACUCUGACCUCGAGCUUACGGAAAAGGAAAUAGAACGGUCGGUCAUGGAAGCUUCCCGUGCUGAGUACCUUAUGGAAUGGUCUAAGCCACGGAUCGGUCCCAAGGAAUCAUCCACUUGUAACGCUGAGACGUCCUCCUCUGGAGCUAGACCUUCAGGCAGUGAUGUGAAACCAAAGGAGGCGGCGGUAAAAGAGAAGACGGUUCUGAGCAGCAGCAUCGAGAUGGUUUUGUCGAUGGGGUUUAGCUACACGCAGGCCAUGGAAGCUUAUAGCAUAUUCGGGGACGAUGUUGACUCGAUGGUCUGCUAUGUACUGGAGACGAGCUGUGGUGGCAACAACCGACGCAAAGGCAAAGCCACAGAAUAG